CUGUGCUCAGCACCCCAAGGUGUUCUCUCUCUCUGUCAGUCGGAUCGUUUUGUUCCAGGCCUCCUAGGUGUGACUCUGUUUGACUGUGUGCCAUCAGAGGGCUGAAACCGAGGAGAAUAACCCGCCCCAAAUUAAAAAAAAAAAAGGGAGAGGACUUGCGACAAAUCUACUAGAACCCAGACGCAAGAACAUUUGCCAUUUAUUGAUCAAGAUAGCAACUCCUGUGGACUUUUCCUGAGUCGGUCCGGUGACAAAGUCCGACUACCCUUUACUCUAAAAUGACAAAGAUUGUAUUCUAUCCUGUUUACUUGCUGCUGAUCCUUUCCUGCGUGGAGUCAUGUUCUAUCCCCGGCUCUCUCUACGUCCUUUCGCCACAAACCAUCCCAGCUGGAUACCACCUCACAAAAGUUGAAGCUGUCGGCUGUGACCCCGAGACUCUUCAUUUAACUGUGGAGGACCCUAGUUUUACCGUACAGAGCAACGGGGUUGUAGUAGCGCUCAGUCCGGUCUCUGUGGCAACCAGCGGGCGGACAUUUUCUGUCAGGGCUCAGGACGGCAGUGGGCCGGCCAGUGAGAUGGAAGUUCACCUUGUCUGCGGUACAAAGCAGAAGACCAAUGAAAAGGGUCAGGCCAUUUUGAAGCGCACCAAAAGACGGUGGAGCCCUCCGCCCAUCAACAUACUGGAGAACGACGUUGGGCCUUUUCCUAAAGACGUUGAAAGGAUUGCGUCAAAUUCAGAAGCCAAAUAUGAUGUGUACUACACCAUUGAAGGACCCGGAGUGAACGAGUACCCGCUCAACAUCUUUAGCCUCGACAAAGAAACUGGGGUACUGAAAGUGCACCAGCCAUUGGACCGUGAGGAGUUUCCAAAAUUCAUAUCAACGCUGUGGACAGAAGUUACCAAACAGCCUAAAGACUUACCUUUGGACCUCACUGUAUCAGUGGACGAUAAAAAUGAUAAUAAGCCAGAGUUUUCGGGCCCGCUUAUAUUUUCGGUGCUCGAGCAAACCACAAAUUUGGUGGUGGGCAAAGUAGAAGCCACGGACAAAGAUGAUCCCGAAACAGACCACGUGAAGAUCAAAUUUACACUCAAAGACGGGUUGGAAUAUUUUGCCAUCAACCCAGAUACGGGCGUCAUCACCACAGUGUCAAAUAAACUGGACCGAGAGACAAAAGACAGACAUAUGGUGACUAUAGAAAUCAGAGAUUUGAAGGGGGCACCAAAUGGUCUUUUUAACACCGCGACGGCCACAAUCACCUUGCUCGACAUCAAUGACAACCCACCAACUUUCCGCCAACCAUCCUUUAAAGCCACCAUUCCAGAAAAUAAAGGGGAGACACUUAUCCUGAGAAUUCCUGUGGACGACAAGGACUUAAAAAACUCAGACAACUGGAUUUCCAAAUUUGUCAUAACGAAAGGAAAUGAAACAGGAAAUUUCAGGAUUGAAACCGAUCCCACAACAAACGAAGGGCUUCUCUAUGUUACAAAGCCCUUAGAUUAUGAGAAGAACAGCAAAGUGAACCUCGAGAUCUCGGCCCAGAAUAAAGCAAAGCUGAAUGGCACCACCGCCAGCUGGCUGACCGUCCCGGUGGAAGUUGAUGUGACCGAUAUAGACGAAGGUCCAGAAUUCCUCCCUGCUUCUGUUACCUACACAAUCAAAGAAAACCUACCGAAUGGCACAGUGAUAGGAACGUACAAAGCUGUUGAUCCGGAGAGCCGGAAUAGCAAUGGGAUCACGUAUAGGAAGCAAACUGAUCCCGGAUCAUGGGUUGGCGUGGACCAGGCUACAGGAGAGCUGACCGUUACGAACACAAUCGACAGAGAGUCCCCUCUUGUUAAGGAUGGAAUGUAUAUCAUCACUGUGAGAGCUACGGAUUCCAGCUUCAAAACGGGAACAGGAACAGUCACCCUUGUGAUACUGGAUGAAAAUGACAACAUACCAAUAAUCCCAGAGAGACUGAUUAUGUGUGAGGAAGGAGACAAACUGACCUCCAAGUAUAUUUUUCCGGAAGACAACGACAACAGUCCAUAUUCUGCCCCCUUCAGCUUCGCGAUCUCAGAAGAAUAUGUUGACACAUGGAACAUCAUGGCAAUCAAUGGGACGACCGGGUUGUUGGAGCAGAAGAAAAAACUUCCUACAGGGAUUCACGACGUCUCCUUCUUUGUGGGAGAUCAGCAGGGAAUUGGUAAAAAGCAGACGACGGAAGUGAGGAUCUGCCAAUGCGUAAAUGGGAAAUGCAUAGACAAAGAUCGCUCUGUGUCUCUGGGGCCAAUGGGUAUCCUGGCGUUGCUGUUACCCCUGUUCCUCCUCCUUCUGCUCGGUUUACUCCUGUUCUUCGUUUGCACUACAAAGCGAGAGAAGAUUCCACUUGACGAUAUGGGAUACAGUGCCGGGAUCCUACUUCCGUCAAACACAGAGGCCCCCGGCGACGAAGUGGAUACCACGCAUAUUUUUAAACCCGACUAUGGGUAUGAGCAGGGGGUAAAAAGUUCAAUCAAGGGCUCCACGAUGAAUAUGGGAUUGCUCGGACAGAAGAGCACAAGCACGAUUGGAGGACACAGCGUGCAUGACAAUGGAUUUCAACAGAGCUCCGUAUUUAACACGCUGAAUAUGCAGAAUCGGUCCUCUAGCCAGUUUGAAAAGUACAGUCUGCAUAAUGGAAGCCGGGUUUUUGGCAAUGGCGCGGAAUAUGGUUCUGGUCUCCACGCCAGCGAGCUAACCAGCUAUCAAACUUGGAGGACGCAUGGCCUUUGUUUGAACGAGAAACUGAACAACUUACAGAGAAGCGAGGAAGACCCACGAGAUGGCGAUGACGUCCUGCACCGCUACGGUUACGAGGGAGUGGGCUCGCCUGUUGGCUCCGUGGGAUGCUGCAGCGACCAUGCUUUUGAGGAAAACCUUGACUUUUUGAAUUCAAUUCAGCCAAAGUUCAAAACUCUUGCGGAAGUCUGCACGAAGAGAUGAACAAGAACCAUAAAGCUCUGUUUACUUUUUGAUUGUACAUGAUUUAGAUGCGUGGGAUGUGAAUGCUUGGGAUGGCCCGCCGUGGUUCUGUUCACGUUUGUUUUUUUUGUUGUUUUAGGCUGUUGUAUUUUAUUUUAUUUUAUUUUUUACUUUUGUGGUAGAAGUCUUUUGCACUGAAAACAAAGCAGAUGUCAGAUGUGAUUUAACUUCCAUAGCCUUGGUGAUGUUAGAGUUAAGAUUUAUAUGAAGAGAAUGGGAAGUGCAUAAUUCAUUUGUCAUCACCUUUUUUUUUUUUUUCGCUUCUAUUAUUCAUAUGUUCUCGAGGUAAUUUUUUUUAUCUUUGUUGUUGUAUAGCUUGUUUUGUUCUGUACAGUUUAAGAGAUUUUUUUUUUAUUUCCUUUGCUGACAUUUCACACAGUGUUCAAUACAUAAAACUAUUGUAUUAUUUUUUUUUUUAAAAAACUAGUGCUUAUCCCAACUCACCCCAAAUUUGGCUUUCUUUCGUUUGGCCUUUGGGAAUUUUCCGUUGCGUUUUUUUCUUUUUCGAGCAAUUAUGUGCGCAGGCUCAUUCAUUCCAGACGCAAAAGAAUGUGUUUACAGUUAACUGGGUGUAGUUUUUGCUGACUGUCAUUGGGACUAUUGCAACAUUCUGAGAGACCGCGCAUGUGAAAGCCAACACAAGGGCGUGAACAGGAGGAGUGGGGUGUGACACUGCCUGUCAACCAAAUUCAAGACUGUCCAGACAUAUGCGAGGUCAGACACUUCAGUGGAAUGCCUACAAAUCUACUUAUUUAAGGGAAGCAUAUAUUUAUUAUCAGGUAAUUGGAUUUAUAAUGCAUUUUUGGAAUAUUAAACAAGAUCAAAGUUGUGCUAUUCUAAGGUUCGGAUUGAGAUGAGCUGAAAAGAACAAUAAAUUCAAGUGAGAUCCAAA
Molecule: messenger RNA, 3897 nt
Organism: Fundulus heteroclitus (mummichog)
Lineage: Eukaryota; Metazoa; Chordata; Actinopteri; Cyprinodontiformes; Fundulidae
Gene: dsc2l
Product: desmocollin 2 like
Exons: 16
Coding region: 279-2966 (895 amino acids)
Biological process (GO): homophilic cell-cell adhesion; multicellular organism development; cell-cell junction assembly
Cellular component (GO): postsynaptic specialization membrane; apical part of cell; lamellipodium
Molecular function (GO): cadherin binding; calcium ion binding
Source: RefSeq, a predicted model, not a curated record